AUGGAUGCUCCGUGGCUGGCUCCGUGGCUGGCUCGGAUUGACCACGCCAGCGAGGGCGCCAUAAAGGACAUGCCCAUCGGCCAGACAGACGUGAGGCGUCUGCGAGAAGGUCAGGUCGGUUGUCAAUUCUGGAGCGCCUUUGUGCCGGACCCGGACCAAGGCGGCGCCGGCACCGAGCCGCAGCUGGAGACUCUGAGGGCCACGCUGCAGCAGAUCGAUCUGCUCCACGCCCUAUUCGAGAGACAUCCUGCCAACUUUGGCUUCGUGGACAGGGCCGACGACAUACUGCCCGUUUUCCGGAGUGGGCGCAUUGCCAGCCUGCUCGGGAUCGAAGGCCUGCAUCAGAUCGCUAAGAGCGCCAGCAUCCUCCGCAUGAACAUCUACUGCGAGUCGGCGAACGCGGAGGCGUCCGCCGGCAAAGGUCUCUCGGACGAGGGCCGCGCGAUGAUCACCGAGAUGAACAGGAUCGGAAUGAUGGUGGACUUGUCUCACACCAGUCCCCAGACGCAACUCGACGUUUUGGCCCUCUCCAGGGCUCCGGUCCUCUUCUCACACUCUUCAUGCUUCUCCCUUUGCAACCACCGGAGAAACGUGACGGACGAGGCCCUCGACAAGGUGGCAGAAAACGGCGGCAUAAUCAUGAUCUGCUUCCUGCCGUCCCUUGUCGGCGCAGGGGACGGGUCAAAGCCAACGGUCGGGCACAUUGCCGACCACGUCGAGCACGUGGGACGCAGGAUCGGCUACGACCACGUCGGCAUCGGCUCAGACUUUGAAGGCAUGCUCGAGGGCCCUGAGGGCAUGGAAGACGUCUCACAACACCCCCAGCUCGUGGCCGAACUCAUCCGGCGGGGACGGGGCGAGAAGGAGCUGGCCGGUAUCUUGGGACUCAAUCUGAUCCGCGUACUGAUGAGGGCCGAGGAGACGGCCAGGGAGAUGGAAUCAGAGGACAUUGAAAUCUUGUUCGACGAGCAUCCCGAGGUGUGGACCAAGGAACAGAAGACGAUUCUUUCCGAGGCGGGCAGGAUGCGUCAAGCCCAGAGAAGCCGGACCUAGCAUCUUGGCUUCGAAGACUUUCUGGCGCAUGCAGGCCGUUUCUCUUCGAUCUGGAUGAAUGUAUUGUUGAUCACAUGGUAGUCGACGAGGUAGUUACUGUUGCUGUUGUCGUCGUUUGUGACGCUGCAACACGCGCAGAGCGGGCCUUGGUGGUGGGCGAUAGAGCUCACCAGACUGGCCCCUACGGCGUGAUUACCAGCGGCCCGAUUGCUUUCCAAUUAUGACCUCCAAGUCCAAAAGUCCCUGUAAACGGCCGGAAACCAGCAGUAACCGUAG
Messenger RNA from Colletotrichum navitas, 1329 nucleotides. RefSeq names its product dipeptidase 3. Gene Ontology annotation, biological process: proteolysis. The transcript is spliced from 5 exons. Gene Ontology annotation, molecular function: metallodipeptidase activity. The record is from RefSeq and is a predicted model, not a curated record. Lineage: Eukaryota; Fungi; Ascomycota; Sordariomycetes; Glomerellales; Glomerellaceae. The coding region runs from base 1 to 1053 and encodes 350 amino acids.